Solanum stenotomum is the source of this 862-nucleotide messenger RNA. Its product is annotated as inactive LRR receptor-like serine/threonine-protein kinase BIR2. Bases 336 to 857 code for a protein of 173 amino acids. The transcript has a single exon. Gene Ontology annotation, molecular function: protein binding. NCBI's taxonomy places the organism in Eukaryota, Viridiplantae, Streptophyta, Magnoliopsida, Solanales, Solanaceae. The record is from RefSeq and is a predicted model, not a curated record.
AUAUACAAAUCAUAUUAUUGAAAGCUUUCAGGCGGAGAAAAUUCUUAGGAAGAAACUAUACAAUUGCUUACAUUUUAUUUUUUACCAAUUCACUCAAAAUCUUAAUAGUCUAUUGCUCAUUUCCUCUUUAUAUAUUCUGUUAGUUCUUGUUUAAUGAAAUUCUCUUGUUUUAUAAUCCACCAAGUGUGCCAUCCAUUCUUAUUUGUCUAUUCACUUAUUCCAACUUCCAUGUGUUUGAAAAUUUUGUGAUGAGAACAUCAAACCAAGAAUUCAAGAAUCAUCGAUAAAUAAAGACAAAAAUUGAAACUUUGUCAUUGCUACAAUAUGUGUGAACCAUGGAGAAAACCAAUUCCAGAACAAGACCUUUCUUUUUCAUCUGCACAUUUCUUGGCUUUCUAUUGAUAUUACUUAGCAGAAUUUGUGUCAGCAGUGCUGCAGAGAGUGAUUUUUAUUGCUUGAAAUCGAUAAAAGAUUCAUUACAAGAUCCUUGUAAUUCCUUGGGCUCUUGGGAUUUCAGCAAUGUUACCAAAGGCUUCAUCUGCCAAUUUAGAGGAAUUGAAUGCUGGCAUGAUUAUGAGAAUAAGGUAAUGAACAUUAGACUAUCAGACUCAGGACUAGUAGGUGAGUUUCCCCAAGGCAUUCGAAAUUGUACAAGUUUGACUGGUUUAGAUCUUUCAGACAACAACUUUUAUGGAACUAUCCCUUCUGAUAUUUCCGUAAUAGUUGAACAUGUUACAACACUUGAUCUCUCAAGUAACAAGUUUUCGGGCAAUAUACCACCUGACAUAGCUAAUUGUGAAUACCUUAACUUUCUAAUGUUGAAUAACAAUAAUCUAGGAGGUGAAAUUCCAAGCUAGAUCAA